CGACUUGCCACCUCCUUGGCCUCGAACUUGGGAUUCGCUUUCGUUAUAUAGACGAGCACCUUGUGGCGCUGUUGCCUAUUUAUUGCCAAUUCAUGCCUUCAUAUUGUGUUCCGACCGCUACCCACCAUUCAUUUUCUCUCAAGGACCGGCCGUUCGCCCGUUUCCAAGCCUCCCCUUCUCGUGUCAGAAUGGCUUGUGCUGUUUCCUGCAACCACACCACCGAAAGUGGCAGUUUAUCCUUGUCUACCGCUGGUCCCAUUGAGGCUGUCCUAUUUGACGUUGAUGGAACUCUAUGUGACUCCGAUCCUCUUCAUUUUGAAGCAUUCCGAGACUUGCUUCAAAAGAUUGGUUUCCAAGGUGGUGUUCCCAUUGAUGAAGAAUUUUUUAUCAAGAACAUUAGUGGUGGGCAUAACGAGGAUAUAAUUGGCAUCCUUUUCCCUGAUUGGGAUCACCAGAAGGCCCUUCAAUUCAUGGAUGACAAGGAAGUGUUGUUCAGGAGAUUAGCAAAAGAGAAGCUAGUCCCUGUAAAUGGGCUCCACAAGCUGUGCAAAUGGAUUGAAGAUAAGGGUUUGAGGAGAGCUGCUGUAACAAAUGCUCCGAGACCGAAUGCUGAACUCAUGAUCUCAAGCCUUGGUUUGUCCGAAUUUUUUGAGUACCUUAUUAUUGGAGGUGAAUGUGAGCGAGCAAAGCCAUAUCCCGACCCUUACUUGAAAGCUUUGAAAUGCCUCGGUGUGUCCCCUGAGAGGGCAAUUGUUCUCGAGGAUUCUGCAGCAGGUAUAAAAGCUGGUGUAGCGGCUGGCGUUCCAGUUAUUGGCAUCACAACAAGAAACCCGGAUCAGCUACUGUUGGAUGCAGGGGCUUCAUUGUUGAUCAAGGAUUUUGAGGAUCCUAAGUUGUGGAGUGCAUUGGAGGAGCAGGAGGCUACGAAAGCAUGCUGCUGAGCUUUUUGCAAGUCAGAAAGCCAUUGAAUAAACGCAUUUUAUUGCUGAAAUCUUGUCAUUAGAUACCCAAGGAAUGAUACUUGCUAAUUUUUUGAUAUCGAGGGAGGAUAUCAGCAGUAGUAGUUAGUUUCAUACAGGCCAUGCUGCUUUAGGAAUCAUAACCAUGGCAGAAACUCAUAUAAGCAUUUUCUCUGAGCUAGUUGCAGUUGAAAAGUGCAUUUGGGAAAAUAAUUGGUUGGAGGUUUCUCCCUUGAAAUGGAUGUGAAACAUACCAAAAAAAAACUUGUUGGAAGUAAUUUUAGUGAUCUCA
Molecule: messenger RNA, 1251 nt
Organism: Nymphaea colorata (pocket water lily)
Lineage: Eukaryota; Viridiplantae; Streptophyta; Magnoliopsida; Nymphaeales; Nymphaeaceae
Product: haloacid dehalogenase-like hydrolase domain-containing protein Sgpp
Exons: 5
Coding region: 93-941 (282 amino acids)
Source: RefSeq, a predicted model, not a curated record